UGGCUGAGUCCUUGACAUCUUAACGAGCAUUAAUUUCAUUACAGUUAGUCUAUCUUUGCUUUUUUUGUUUUCUAUACAAUGACAUCAAUGAACUCUACGUUGGACUAUGCUAAUGAGGCCAUUACCAAGAACUUGAAUAUAUUUUUGGGCUUAAGUUUAAGCUACAAGAUUUCUAUUGUUCUUUUGAUACCUUUUGUCUAUAAUUUGUUAUGGCAGCUUUAUUGUUCUUUGAGAACUGAUAGAGCUCCUUUGGUGUUUCACUGGAUUCCAUGGUUUGGUUCUGCUGUUCCUUAUGGAAUGCAACCUUAUGACUUCUUCGAAAAUUGCAGAAAAAAAUACGGCGAUGUGUUCGCUUUCAUGUUGUUGGGUAAGGUGAUGACGGUUUAUCUUGGUCCAAAGGGUCAUGAAUUUGUAUUCAAUGCAAAGGUUAAUGAUGUUUCCGCAGAAGAUGCCUAUAAACAUUUGACUACUCCUGUUUUUGGUAAAGGUGUUAUUUACGAUUGUCCUAACUCCAAAUUAAUGGAGCAAAAGAAGUUUGCUAAGUUUGCUUUGACCAUCGAUUCAUUCAAGACUUAUGUUCCAAAGAUCAGAGAAGAAGUUCUUGGAUACUUCAAGGAUCAUCUCAACAUGGAUAAAAACAGUGGACAAGUUAAUGUCAUGAAAAUACAGCCAGAAAUUACCAUUUUCACUGCCUCCAGGUGUCUUUGUGGUGAUGAGAUGAGAAAGAAAUUUGAUGCAUCAUUCGCUCAACUUUAUUCAGACUUGGACAAGGGGUUCACUCCGAUUAACUUUGUGUUUCCUCAUUUACCUUUGCCUCAGUACUGGAAGAGAGACUCGGCUCAACAAAAGAUUUCCAGUGCUUACAUGUCUUUGAUCAACAAAAGAAGAUCAACUGGUGACAUUGAUCCUAAGAGAGAUUUGAUUGACUCCUUGAUGGCUCACUCUACUUACAAAGAUGGGGUUAGUAUGACUGACCAAGAAAUCGCUAAUUUAUUGAUUGGCGUGUUAAUGGGUGGUCAACAUACCAGUGCUUCUACAUCAUCUUGGUUCUUAUUACAUUUGGGAGAAAACCCUGAGUUGCAGGAACAAUUAUACAAAGAAUUAACUGAACUAUUGAACGAAAAAGGUGGUGAUUUCUUCGACUUGAGUUACGAAGACUUGUCAAAGUUAUCUUUGCAUAAUAGCGUCAUAAAGGAAACUUUAAGAAUGCAUAUGCCAUUACAUUCUAUUUUCAGAAAAGUUAAAAAUCCUGUUAGAGUUCCAGACUCAAAAUAUGUUGUCCCAAAGGGCCAUCAUGUGUUGGUUUCUCCAGGGUACGCUCAAACUAGUGAAAGAUUCUUUGCUUUUGCAGACACUUUCGACCCUCAUAGAUGGGAAACUAGUAACGCUUCAAGUGGUAAGGGAGAUGAGAAGACUGUUGAUUACGGAUUUGGUGCCAUUUCCAAGGGUGUUUCAUCUCCUUAUUUACCAUUUGGUGGUGGUAGACACAGAUGUAUUGGAGAACAAUUUGCCUACGUUCAAUUGGGCGUCAUUUUAUCAACAUAUGUUUACAAUUUCAAGUGGAAAUUGGCUGGUAAGCUCCCAGAUAUUGACUGGGCUUCCAUGGUCACUUUACCCAUUGAAGAAGAUUCAAAUAUCAUCUGGGAAAAGAGAGAAGGUUGUGUGUUGUAAACUUUGAAUGGGCUAGUGAACAAAUAUAAUAGAUCUACGUAUACAUGGCUCUCAGAAAAAUAUUACAAUUCCUUAAAUGUAGAAAUACUACACGCUCUUGGGGGUCUAUUCAAUAUAGUCCUGUUAUUAACAGCUUCUU
Yamadazyma tenuis ATCC 10573 is the source of this 1810-nucleotide messenger RNA. The record is from RefSeq and is a predicted model, not a curated record. Lineage: Eukaryota; Fungi; Ascomycota; Pichiomycetes; Serinales; Debaryomycetaceae.